AUGCAAGCACGAGAUAUACCAAAAAGCGAAAAUAUAGGCCAAAAAAUCGAAAUUGUCACAGGGACAGAUGGAGUGGAUGAAUUGCCCCCAAAAUAUAGGUGUGUAGAGCGAUUAUAUGGUGCAAUAGAUAGGCCAAGUAUGGCCAGAAAUGAAGCACAGAGAGUGGAGGAGUAUAAUAGGGGUGGAAGUG
Serpula lacrymans var. lacrymans S7.9 is the source of this 190-nucleotide messenger RNA. RefSeq lists its product as uncharacterized. The transcript has a single exon. Lineage: Eukaryota; Fungi; Basidiomycota; Agaricomycetes; Boletales; Serpulaceae. The record is from RefSeq and is a predicted model, not a curated record. The annotation marks the transcript as partial.